UUGGCUUCGGGGCGCCAAUAGGGCAGUCGCGAAUACCCACUCGUGAGCACAAGAUCGUUUUCAAUAAUGGAGUACCUUACGGCUGAUAUAGUGUUCGUGUUCGUACUGCCGCAGCUUUUGUUCUGGGCCAUUGCUCUCACUUGCUACAUUUACCGACGCUACAAACCAGUGGACGUGAUAAAGAGCAAAAAGAUCGCCAAAACAAUGACGAGUCCGCCGCUCGGAGAACCUCCCUUCGCCUCCACCGCGAAAGUGGCAACUCCGAAGUUUACGCCCUUCGGAACCGCCAUGCCCGAGAAAUACAGGCGGGUGAGUUCCUUCUCUCCGUUCGGCGACGUCACCCCGAGGGCCUACGGAGGAGAGCCUUCGCCCAAGUCCGACGACUUGUGUUCCGCCCUGGAGGAAAUCUUGGCCAUGAGCACCACCCACUACUCUUCGCCCACCUGCAACACGCCCAAGUGCCUCUCGUUCACGGCGAAGGACGACCUCGACAUCGAAAUGUCUCGGAAGAAGAACAAGAGGCUGAGACUAACGCUGGAAGACCUCCUACCCGUCGAGUACCCGUCAACGCUGGAGCUUUCGCAGCACCUGUCUCCUCUGGCGUCGCCCCCGCUGUCAGCCUCGCAGGCGCUGGAGCAGAGGUGGAAGAGCGUCGGCCGCGGCGUCUUCGCCAAAUUCGGAAGCCUCGACUCCGUUGUGUGAAGAUGCUCCUCUGUGGUUAUGUUCCGGACUCGGUCGAUAUUUUAGUGUCCCUUGCGGUACUUCCUCGGAGAUUGCUUUGAAUUGAACGAUUUCGGUUUUGGGCUUUUCUUUUUGACCAAAGUAUUACUCCUCACCAGUGCUAAUAAUUGUUCGUAAUUGCGAAUGAAAGUUCAUUUUUGAUAAACAUUAAUCCUUUUAUAUACUAACAUUUUAUAUUCCUAUGUAAACACUUACAUAAGCGACAUCCAUACCGAUAUGGAAAUGUUUUAUUAGAACAAGAGAGAAUAAAUCACCAAGAGUAAACGCCACCAAAUUGUAAGGAUCCUCCGGAAGCGCACGACCAUCGAGAUGCCAGUGCCUGCAGCCGACAUUCCGUUUGGCACCAACUCCAUAAAUACGCAGCCAGCGUUCCUUCUUCGACGGAAAGAUGGCUGUGGCCCGAACACCUUGCUCCAAGACUCCUUGCUCUUAUCGUAUUUGUAGACAAGUGCCUGAUACAAAGUUUAUUUGAGAUUGUGCCUGGGUCCCACUAAAACUAAUGAUGUCGACAUGUGUCCCAGUCUGCUGGUGGUUUUGCGUGGGUCAAUAAGAACCAAAUGGAUGGCGUAUCCCUUCUGUACAUUUGGUAUAUUCUUUAUCGAAUAUUGUUU
Penaeus monodon (black tiger shrimp) is the source of this 1352-nucleotide messenger RNA. RefSeq lists its product as uncharacterized. The record is from RefSeq and is a predicted model, not a curated record. Bases 67 to 702 code for a protein of 211 amino acids. NCBI's taxonomy places the organism in Eukaryota, Metazoa, Arthropoda, Malacostraca, Decapoda, Penaeidae. The transcript has 3 exons.